AUCAAAACAUUGAAGGCAACAACUUUUUAAAAUCAAAAAGAUUAUGCUCUAAAAUUGUUAGAGGUACAAGAAAAUCAUAUUACAGAUAUUUACAACCAAGCUUAUUUCAAACAAAACUUUUAAAUGGACAAGUUUUAAAUAGAAAAUACCUAGCAUAUUCAAACAGUAUAGGAAGUUUGUAUUGUGUACCUUGUUUAUUAUUUGAAGGAAAAUCUAGUUUUGCUUCUUUUGCUGGGUUUUGCAAUUGGAAGAAAGGUGAGGAAAAAUUAUCUAUGCAUGAAAAUUCAAAAACUCACAAAAACUGUGUUUUGAUUAUGAAAAAAAGAGGUGAUUUACAUCAAAGAAUUGAUAAACAAAUUGUGUUACAAAUAGAAAAUGAUGUUAAAUAUUGGAAAGAUGUUUUGUGCAGAGUAACUGCAGUAGUAAAAUCAUUAUGUUCAAGAGGUCUUUCCCUUAGAGGAAAUAAUGAUAAUUUCGGCAAUUCUCAUAGUGGAAACUUUAUCAUGUGCUUAGAGCUGAUUGCAGAAUUCGACCCAUUUUUAGCUAGUCAUAUAAAAAAGUAUGCAAAUAAAGGAAAAGGAAGCACAUCAUACUUAUCACUUAAUAUUUAUGAAGAGUUUGUCAAUCUUAUGGGACAAAAAGUACGUGAAACAAUAAUUAAUGAAAUUAAAAAAGCUAAAUAUUUCUCUAUUAUUGUGGAUUCAACACCAGACGUAUCUCAUACAGAUCAACUAUCCUUUAUUUUUCGAUAUGUUAAUGACAACGGUGAACCAGUUGAACGAUUUUUACUUUUUCUUUCAAAUACUGGGCAUAAAUCCGAAGACUUAGCUAAAGCAGUAUUUAAUGUUCUUGAAUUAUAUAAUUUAGAUAUUCAAAAUUGCCGGGGCCAGUCUUAUGACAACGCAUCCAAUAUGGCCGGAAAGUAUACAGGCCUUCAAGCUCGAAUAAAACAAGUUUGUUCACACGCUGUAUACGUUCCGUGUUCAGCACAUUCUUUAAACUUAGUUGGAGAAUGUGCAGCAAAUUGUUGUUAUUUGGCUGAAGAUUUCUUUAACGUAAUUCAAAAUUUAUAUGUGUUUUUUUCUUCAUCUACACAUCGAUGGCAAAUUUUAUCUAAACAGUUGCAGGGCAAUGUAACUAUAAAAAUGUUAUCGGGUACACGUUGGUCUGCACGUCAUGAUGCAUGUUUCAGCCUUUCAUAUAACUGGAAAGAAAUAAUCAAAGCACUAAAAAUAUUUGAAAAUGAUCCAUUGGAAAAACCACAAACACGGUGUGAAGCUAGGGGCUUGUUAAAAAAACUACAAAGUCUGGAAAUGGGAAUAAUGGUCUCUGUGUGGGGCGAUGUACUUGAGCGAUUCAAUGUUACAAGUAAGAAACUUCAAGAAGUAAAAAUUGAUUUGAAAACUGUUAUAUCAUUAUAUAACUCCUUAAUCAAGUACACUGAAGAAUUAAGAAAUAAUUUUGAUUUAUAUGAGAAAAAAGGAUUUGAAAAAUGUGGAAUUAAAGAAUACAAAGACAUAUCAAGUAGAAAGAAAAAAAGAAAGUUGGUAUUUGGAGAAUCUCAAGAUACUGAAGCCCAAUUAAGUCCAAGAGAAAAAUUCAGAAGUCAAAUAUUUAUAACAAUUAUGGAUUCUCUUAUUUUUGAAUUAAAUAAAAGGGCGAGCGCUUACGAAGAGAUCAAUAAAACAUUUUCUUUUCUAUUUCAGCUUCAAAAAUUAAAUAUAACUGAAGUACGAAAACAAGCAGAUUAUUUGAGAAAGUGUUAUCCUAAUGAUUUACCUGUAACAUUUGCAAAUGAAUGUGUUCAUUUUAGAAGCUAUUUACUUAAAAAUUCAAAUAAAGAAAAUAUACCUAAAACUGCUUUAGACAUGUGUAAAAUGAUAAAUGAUGAUGAUAUUCAAAAUAUAUACCCUUACUUCAACAUAGCACUCAGAAUGUUUUUAUGUUGUCCAGCAUCUAAUUGUUCAUCAGAAAGAUCUUUUAGUGCUCUAAAAAGAGUUAAAACCUAUUUAAGAUCUAGGAUGACAGAUGAUCGCCUUAAUAACUUGGCGGUACUUCAUAUAGAGUCAGAUAUAACUACUCAAAUACAAUAUGAUGAAAUUAUACAAGAUUUCAGUGAGAAGAAAUCUAGGCGUAAAUUAUAAUGUUAUGUUAAGUAUAUAAAAUAUGUUAUUAUCAAUAAAUUUGUUUUUAAAUUAGUA
Molecule: messenger RNA, 2201 nt
Organism: Aphis gossypii (cotton aphid)
Lineage: Eukaryota; Metazoa; Arthropoda; Insecta; Hemiptera; Aphididae
Product: zinc finger MYM-type protein 1-like
Exons: 1
Coding region: 273-2144 (623 amino acids)
Molecular function (GO): protein dimerization activity
Source: RefSeq, a predicted model, not a curated record